Molecule: messenger RNA, 830 nt
Organism: Zophobas morio
Lineage: Eukaryota; Metazoa; Arthropoda; Insecta; Coleoptera; Tenebrionidae
Product: protein takeout-like
Exons: 4
Coding region: 61-795 (244 amino acids)
Source: RefSeq, a predicted model, not a curated record
AUCAAUACUUCAGUGUUGUGAGACAGUUCGUGUGCAACAGACCACACACCAACUCCGAAAAUGUUAUUCCCAGCAUUUUUUUUCACCUUUGUAGCCCUCACUUAUUGCGCAAAAUUACCACCCAGUUUCCAAAAAUGUAACCGCAAACAACCCGAUUUGAAGGAGUGUCUUCUAAAAGCAGCCCAAGAUGGCAUUUCACAAUUGACCCAACCGGUUUUGAAGGAGUUCAAUUUUCCAAACGUGAACCCUUUGGAGAUACCAGAAGCGACCAUUAGUGCCGGAACUGGACCAGUGCAAGUCCAACAAAAUUUCACAAACUGCAAAUUUUAUGGCUUCCCUAGUAUCAAGUACGACGCUUUCGACUGGGAUUUAGAGAAGAAAACUUGGUAUUUGGGCGGGCUGUACCCUGAGCUGAAAAUUAACUGUAACUAUAAUUUAGAUGGGAAGAUUCUUCUUCUUAUUAUAAAAGGAACGGGUCCUGGUUCAGUAGUAAUGAAAAAUUUACUGGGCUAUAGUAAUUUGACGUACGAAGAAGUGAGGAAGAAGGGCAAGACGUACAUGAAGUUUGUGACUUCUGGUAUUACCAUGGAGCCCGAAAGUGUGUAUUUUAAUUUCGAAAAUUUGUUUGAUGGUGAUAAGCAGUUGGGUGAUAACAUUAAUAAGGUGUUAAAUGAAAACUGGAAAGAAGUGUUUGAUGAUCUGAGGAGUAGUUAUAGUGAAAUUGUAGCAAGAUUGUUUAAACAAUUUUUAAAUAUUCUCUUUUCGAAAGUGUCUAUCGAAGAGCUUUUAGAUUAGUCGUUUUUCAGCGAGAUAUAUAGUAUAAAAUUUUG